Molecule: messenger RNA, 1188 nt
Organism: Salarias fasciatus (jewelled blenny)
Lineage: Eukaryota; Metazoa; Chordata; Actinopteri; Blenniiformes; Blenniidae
Product: relaxin-3 receptor 1-like
Exons: 1
Coding region: 1-1188 (395 amino acids)
Biological process (GO): calcium-mediated signaling; G protein-coupled receptor signaling pathway; cell chemotaxis
Cellular component (GO): membrane; external side of plasma membrane
Molecular function (GO): C-C chemokine receptor activity; C-C chemokine binding
Source: RefSeq, a predicted model, not a curated record
AUGUCAAACAUCGACAGCAUCUUGAGGAGUUGCAGUGUUGGGAAGUCCUGUAACAGCUCUCAGCUGAUUUUUCACAACGCGAGCGGCGAUUAUGGGCUGGAGCUUCCUGACGACGGAUCCCCCUGGCUGAGAAUACUGGUGUCGGUGGUGUACUUCCUUGUGGCUACGGCCGGAGUGCUGGGUAACCUGCUGGUGAUGUUCCUGCUGUAUAACACUCACACCAUCACCACGGGCACCAUCAAUUUCUUUGUUUUCAACCUGGCGCUGGCCCACCUGCUCUUCUCGCUGGCCUUGCCCUUCUGGGCCGUGGACAUCGCGCUGGACUACAGCUGGCCCUUCGGUCUGGCCACGUGCAAGGCCGUGUCCCUGCUCACUGGACUCAACGUCUUCGCCAGCUGCUUCUUCCUGACGGCCAUGAGCCUGAUGCGGUACUGCUACGUGGCGACGGCGCUGAAGCCCGGCAUGUCUCCGUGCAGCCGGCCGUGCGCCCCUCCUCUGGUCACGGCUUUCAUCUGGGCCGCGGCGCUGAUCGCGGCGGCGCCCCGCGCCGUGUUCGCGGACCUGAGACUCGUGGGCAGCGCCAACGACACGGCGUGCCUCCUCCGCUUCCCGGACGGCACGGCCUGGCUGGGCCUGAACCAACUGCUGAGGGUGGUGCUGGGGUUCCUGCUGCCGUACGCCACCAUCAUCCUCUCCUACCUGCUGCUGCUGCGCUUCCUCUGCCGACACAAGCUCAAAGGCAGCGGCUCCCGGCGGAAGGCCGACAUCUCCAAGUCGGUGGCGGUGGUGGUGCUGUCCUUCUGCGCCUGCUGGUUCCCGUACAACGUCCUCACGCUCUGGGGCGUCCUGAUCCAGCUGGACGUCGUGGACAUCAGCCCCUCCUUCUACCAGGCGCAGACGUACUUCUUCCCUCUGGCCAACUGCCUGGCCUUCACCAGCAGCUGCUUCAACCCGGUCAUCUACUGCCUGGUGAGGAAGGAGUACCGCCUGGCGCUGCACAACGUGCUCUUCAAGCUGAGCCUGGCCAUCAUGUCCAAGAUGCCCUACGGCAUCACCUCCGAGGACGGGUCGGGGCAGACCGGCCAGCUGGCCAUUCCACUGAACCACAUGUACAAGGAGACGUCUCAGAGCAACUCCAGAAGAUACGUCCCGCUGUCUGCCCUGCCAACGGUGGCGUCCACGCUGUAG